Messenger RNA from Cavenderia fasciculata, 1332 nucleotides. It is a transcript of the gene snf12-2, whose product is annotated as CHC group protein. Gene Ontology annotation, cellular component: nucleus; SWI/SNF complex. Gene Ontology annotation, biological process: regulation of transcription by RNA polymerase II. NCBI's taxonomy places the organism in Eukaryota, Evosea, Eumycetozoa, Acytosteliales, Cavenderiaceae. The record is from RefSeq and is a predicted model, not a curated record. The coding region runs from base 1 to 1332 and encodes 443 amino acids. The transcript has 5 exons.
AUGUCAAAAAAGUCAAGUUCAGAUAAGAAGAAGAAGAGUAAAUCAAGCUCUAGUUCAUCAUCUUCAUCGUCAUCGUCAACAUCACAAAACGCAUCAUCUAGUGUCAUCAAUACAAAUGGCUAUCAACCAUUACCAACUACUAUGACUUUACCAGUCGAACAACUAUUAUCUUUUGCUCCAGAAUGUAUAUUGUUUUCACAAUUAUUAGAGUUUGAAAAGAAAUUAGAUUCAUCGAUUACAAAGAGAUUGAUUGAUAUGCAAGAAGCACAAAAGACAAGAUCAAACAAGACAUUUAGAACACUGAGAUUGUCAAUCUACAACACAUGUGCCAAUCAAACUGCAUUCUAUCAUCUAGACAACAAGGCAAUGUUGUCGGUGCAAGACAAGCCAUCAUGGACUCUUCGUGUAGAAGGUAAACUAUUGGAAGACACUCAAUUGUAUCAAAGUGGAAAGAGUAGUUCUCGUUCAUCUGGUAUGGGUGGUCUACAAACACAAAAGAGAAAGUUCUCUUCAUUCUUUAAAAAGAUUUUCUUUCAAUUGGGUCAUAGAGAUAGUUGUGAGUGGGAUAAAUCACAAUCACCAUCAGAUACAGAUGGAUUUGAAAUAAAGAGAAAUGGAAAUCAAGAAAUUGAUAUAAAGAUAUUAAUGUAUUUAGAUCAUACACCACAAAAGAAUAAGGUAUUGGGACCAUUAUCAACAUUACUUCAUAUACAUACAGACACUAAACCAAAGAUUAUUUCAGCAUUAUGGAAUUAUAUAAAAGUGAAUAGAUUAUUGGAUUUGGAAAGUAAAAAGGUUCUUUGUGAUGAUCAAUUAAAGAAUAUAUUCGGAGUUGAUAGUAUGCAAUUUAAUCAAAUACCACAAUUAUUAAGAGAACAUUUGGGACCAGCAGAUCCAUUAGAAUUUAGUUAUCAAUUAAAAUUAACAGGCGAUCCAAGAGAUUUUGAACAGGCUUAUGAUAUUUCAGUAGAGGUUGAUGAUCAAAUGUUUGGACAACCAACUUCAUUGCCAAGAAAAGAGAUUGCACCAUUGGACGAGGAAAUCAACCAAACCAUCGUCAAAAUACACAACCACAAACGAAAGAGAGAGUUUAUGGACCAAUUAUCAGAGGAUCCCAUUUCUUUCCUCUCUGACGUCUGUAUCCACCAACUCAAAGAUUACCAAAUCUCAAAGUCACUACCAUCCACUGGCUUUGAAGAAGAGAGACAUUCUUCAUUCUACUAUCAACCAAUGAUGGAUGACAUCGUCACUAAAUAUCUUUCAAAACAUAACAAUGAAACCCCAACUCCUCAAACUGUAAUCCCAUCAACUCCUCAAGCCGAUAGUAGUUAA